This is a messenger RNA of Mytilus californianus (California mussel), 1746 nucleotides long. RefSeq lists its product as uncharacterized. The record is from RefSeq and is a predicted model, not a curated record. Lineage: Eukaryota; Metazoa; Mollusca; Bivalvia; Mytilida; Mytilidae. The transcript is spliced from 3 exons. Bases 433 to 1746 code for a protein of 437 amino acids.
GGAUCGUCGUCAUGCUUAAGGUCUGAAUGGACAAAAAACUUAAACGAAACGAUAUUGCGUUAUGAAUACACAUUUGGUAUACAGAACGAGCAGCCAGGAGAUGGUAUUUUCAAUUUAGUAAAUGAAAACCCUUGGCAUGAUGUCGGAAAGGAGUCAGAAGCCGUUCACUGUCUGUCUCCAGACAGCCAACUGGAACAUAAGACGAACUAUGUUGCAUACGUUAGAGCAUGGUACUCGUUUACAUUAUAUACCAUAUUCCAAUCGGAACCAGUUCAAGUCGAUCACACAUCACCUGAUAUUCACAAGAGAUAUUUUGUUAUUGAUUCCAUAUUGAACUGUGAGGAUGAUGUGGAUUAUGUUCUUUCUACAAAUUCUAUAUUAUCGUGUUGGGAUGGAGUCUUCUAUGAUGAAGAAAGUGGAAUAAAGAAUUUUAUGGUAUCGCUCGGAACUUCGCCGUAUGCUGAUGACAUAGUACGUAUGCAUGAUGUUGGUCACAAGACAAGAUUAGACUGGAAUGGUCAUUCUUUUGAACCAGGAACUAGAUAUUACACGACUUUGAGAGCCAUCAAUAAUAUAGGUCUACAUACUGAACUUAGCUCCGAUGGGUUUGUGAUUGAUGAUAUCGCACCCAUUGCUGGAAUAGUUUAUAAUACUGGACAUCACAGGGACGCCAUUUACCAGUCUAAUAAUCAACCAGUUCAGUUUUCCUGGCACGGGUUUGAUGACGAACAUUCGUUUAUUGAUUCAUAUUACGUAGGAUUUAUUGUUAAUGGCAGAGUUCCUUUGGCAAAUGAUUCAUCUAGUUUUCGAAAGAUAGAUAUUCACGACCACAUAGUUUACGAUGGUAAUCUGAACCAAGGAGACACGAUUGCAGCCAUGGUAAAGGCUAUUGACAAGGCUGGUCAUGAAAGUCCUUUUGUGACGUCACUGCCAUUAUCAAUAGACAAUACACCACCUCAAUCAUUUCACUGUAAAGGCUUCGUUGAAAUAUAUGAAAAACACAUCACUGGCGGAGAAAGGUGGUUAGACCAAAUAAUAUGUCAUAAAAAAAAUGUUUACAAGAUUAAAGUCUCUAUAACAGAAGUCACGUCUGACUUUACAGCUUUGUUGGCAGUUGACGAUAUUUCCAUGGUACUAACUUUUGCUCGUAAUUCAGAUGGUUCUUUGAUAACAGAAUACAACUUCUUUGCAUUUCAAAUGGCACCGAAACAAUUUUCCUUGGAUAUAUUUGGGGGUUUAAAAUCAACAGAAAUGUCGAUAAAUGUCUUAAAAUGCUCCUCAAUAAUUACAGAAACAAAGAAUAUUGAAACCAUUAGUACCCAACAAAUUUCAUCAGACAGAAUUUCUAUUUGUGUCCAAGCGAUUGAUCUAGACAGUGGCAUAAAGCAAGUCAACAUAGGAAUUGGAAGCGUCUACGGUGGGUUCGAACUACAAACGAUGAAGUCAGCAAUAUCAUCAUCACAUCGUAUGCAUGACAUUGUAGAGGCAAACCUGACACAUGGUGAACGCAUUUAUGUAAAAGCUGUUGUUAUAAACCAUGCGGGAUUACAAAAUGAAUUCAAAUCGCAUCCAUUUAUAAUUGAUCACACUCCUCCCAUAUUUCAGAAUAUGGAAUCAUCUCUUGCGUACCGAGAUGCUGUCCAGAAUGACACAACCACCAGUGUACAUUCACGAUGGCAAGUUAUUGACGACGAAAGUGAUAUACAGUUAUGUGAAUAUUGUAUUGUGUUUAGGGCACCUACUUGA